AUGGGAGAGACAUUUGCUUUCAAGGAAUACUUAGCCGGCUUACUUGCUGGUGUUGCCACUGUUAUCACUGGUCACCCUUUUGACACCGUCAAGGUGAAGCUGCAGAAACAUAAUACAGAAGCACAUGGGAUUAAGUACAAGAAUGGUUUGCAUUGCACGACUAGGAUACUACAGACUGAAGGAGUUAAAGGACUGUAUAGAGGGGCAACAUCAUCUUUUGUUGGAAUGGCUUUUGAGAGUUCCCUUCUUUUUGGCAUUUAUUCCCAAACAAAGCAGUCAUUGCAGGGAGAAGUACAAAGUGAUGUGCCCCGACCCAAAGUAAUAAUUCCAUCAGCAGCAUAUGGUGGAGCUAUUAUCAGUUUUGUAUUAUGCCCAUCAGAGCUAGUAAAAUGCAGGAUGCAAAUUCAAGGCACUGACUCCUUGGUUCCAAAGUUCAGUAGAUACAGUAGCCCUCUCGAUUGUGCCGUCCAAACUGUGAAAAAUGAAGGGGUUACAGGCAUUUUUCGUGGAGGUUUUACAACAUUGUUGAGAGAAUCUAUUGGAAAUGCAGUCUUCUUUAGUGUUUAUGAGUAUGUCCGUUAUUACAUGCAUUUACAAUUGAAACCCACUUUAUCUGACCACAGCAAUUUAAUUGACAUGGGGAUUGGAAUUGUGACCGGUGGCCUUGGUGGUGUAGCUUUUUGGUCUGCUGUUCUGCCAUUGGAUGUGGCAAAAACCAUCAUCCAGACAGCUCCUGAUAAAAGCUCCACAAGAAAUCCAUUACUAGUUCUGAACUCUAUCUACAGAAGGGCUGGAAUUAAAGGAUGCUAUACGGGUUUGGGUCCAACUAUAGUGAGAGCAUUUCCCGCUAAUGCCGCUGCAAUAGUCACCUGGGAGCUAGCUAUGAAAAUGCUAGGGAUAAACCGUGACUAA
This is a messenger RNA of Dovyalis caffra, 912 nucleotides long. NCBI's taxonomy places the organism in Eukaryota, Viridiplantae, Streptophyta, Magnoliopsida, Malpighiales, Salicaceae. The record is from the annotation of a GenBank genome assembly.